AUGGCAUUUACACCUCAUUUCAACGACGACAAUAACCACGGCCUUCCGUCUCCGUCUCCGCGCAUAUCCGCAGCCGUCCUGAACAUGUGGACCAAGAUCCAUACGCGCAUCGCACACCAAGUCUUUUUAGCCUCCGGUCACCAUGGGCUUCCUCUCAUAGACUGGGGUGGUACCACCGCCGAUCCAGGGUAUCCGUACACCUUCUUUCUAAAGCCCCUCCCCCUCCUCCCCCCUGCUUCUCCAAGCUGUCCCCGCAUCCUUGUUAAAGAAGACGGCCUCCAAUUUACGACACCUUCUCGGCCUCAUGCGGCAGCCCGCCAGCAGUCCGAUAUGGUUGAUCAAUUCAUGUCUUACACCUCUGCUCUCAGGAAAUUGAUCAACGGCUUGCCGGACUCUGAAAGGCUGUCUUAUUGUUUCAUCGUGAACCUCGUCAUGGGAAGCCGCAUUACAGGACCCGAAGGCGACCAAACUCGCGGCAAGCGUCUAGACUUGCUUCCACUACACUCCAACAAAGAGACCUUAUUUCUGCCCGGCUUCGAUCCCGAAAGCUUUCGGCUGUUUCAAAGCACUUCCCGCCGGCAUGUGCCGCCCAUCGAGCGCCAGACGGACGAGGCGGCUCAGUCACGCAUUCAUCACAGCCCAUGUCACACCAGCAUGCGCCUAUUCUUCUUUUCUGCUUCUUCCCUCUACUUCUUGGAGUACUUGAAUCUGCCGCCCGUCUCAUAUAGCUCCAUAACCGCUCCUACCCUCCCCACACCCCUUUGCAUUACAAGUUUGGUUCCUCCAACCACGCUGCCUCCUCUACCGUCUCGACCUUUCCUCCCUUGGUUUCUAUUCCGGCCGGCCUCCAUCAUUACUGGGUAUGUGUUCAGAGUCUCGCGUGCGCGACCUGGACGGGACAACUCCUUCCACGCAAUGACACGCCUUGCUGAGGAGCUGUACCUGGCACCUCUCCCGACGAACCGUUCCCAUGUCUUUGCGGACCCAAAGAACGACACACGGCUCACUGAGGGACUCCCUGAUCUUAUCACCAUCACGUCUGUCUCUGGGCCGUUGUGUCUCAAUCUCCCGCUGACGCACCGCACUGAAGACCUGGUACUGUGGCGGUGA
Molecule: messenger RNA, 1110 nt
Organism: Colletotrichum lupini
Lineage: Eukaryota; Fungi; Ascomycota; Sordariomycetes; Glomerellales; Glomerellaceae
Exons: 10
Coding region: 1-1110 (369 amino acids)
Source: RefSeq, a predicted model, not a curated record